Molecule: messenger RNA, 1827 nt
Organism: Morone saxatilis (striped sea-bass)
Lineage: Eukaryota; Metazoa; Chordata; Actinopteri; Moronidae
Product: gibberellin-regulated protein 14-like
Biological process (GO): cell surface receptor signaling pathway
Source: RefSeq, a predicted model, not a curated record
CUAAUCAUGGCAGGAUUGCUGGAUUUGGGCCUAAUAGAAAGCAUCUUGUCCAUAUGCAAGACCAUCUACCAGAAGGCGGAGAAUGUGAAGGCCAACAAGGAGCGCUGCCAGCGGGUUGCCCAGAGAGUCAAAGGACUAGAAGAACUGGUUCUAACCAUCAAACAAAGGGGUCCGGGUCAAGUCUCUGUCACUGUGGCAAACGCACUGAAGGAACUCAGCACCACUCUGGCCUCUGCCAAUGCGAUGAUGGUGAAAUAUUCCCAAACUAAAGCUUUUAAGAACUUCCUGAGGUCCGACAGCCAUGAGGACAUCUUCUGCAAGAUUAAUGAAAGCCUCACUUAUAACUUCCAGAUCCUUUCUGGGGCUCUACAGAUCGAGCAUGGGAACAUACUGCAAAAAGUAUAUGAAACUGUUUCUGUAAGGAGACAGGAUGAAGAGUAUUGCAGUGUACAAGAUAGCCCCACUACUAGCCCCACAACUCCCAUGCCUCUCCCCAGCACCAUGCCCCCCAAUCCAAUGUGUAUCCCCACAACUCCCAUGCCUAUGCCUGUCCCCAGCAUCAGGCCACCCAUGCAGAUGUCUAGCCCCACAACUCCCAUGCUUAUGCCUCUCCCUAACAUCAUGCCCCCCAUGCAGAUGUCUAGCCCAACAACUCCCAUGCCUAUGCCUGUCCCCAACAUCAUGCCCCCCAUGCCACGGUCUGUCCCCAUGGCUCAUAUGCCUGUCCGCUGCAUCGUAUCCCCAAGACCAAUGUCCGUCGCCACAGUUCGCAUGUGUCUACCUGGAACCAUGGCCCCCAACCUCGUCCUCAGGACCAAUGCCCCGCUGCAAGCACCUAUUGCCACAAUGACAACACAAAAUAGAUUUGUUGUAGGCAGUUAUGUGGUCAGAAACCAUUAUCCUUGAAACAAUGAGAAAAUUGGACAAAGAAAGAUGAUCAGGAGAAAAGUCUUUCUCCAUAUCUGCAGAGCUCAUACCUGCGGACGCCCCCUGCGUCAAAAGUUUAAUUACCACAAACUCAAGUGUGUAAGUUCAAGAAACAUUCCUGAUCAAGUACUUUUUACUAUAUAUUUUGUUUUCACAGUACAAAUGAAAAUUAUAAAAUGAAGUCAGUGUCACCUAAACUUUACACAAAAUUGCAACAUAUUUAUGUCCGUACUCAUGCAUUUAUAUACAUAUAUUUUUUACCAUUUGGCACUUUUUGGGUGUCAAUUUUCAACUCUGACAGAGACAGAACAGAAGGUCUGCUGUGGGGAAAGUUGUGAUACAUUGUAUAAAUGGGUUUGUUGCAACAAAACAUACAGAAAGUGCAAAGGUAAAAGCAGAGCUUAAGUUCAAAUUAAAAACAUGACUAAGCCAAAACUAUAUUAUGCAUUUUUAUUAACCCAGAAAACAGCCUCCUUUGCUCCAGUGGGAACCCCCUCACAAAUUUCUGUGUCAUAAUAAAAGGAAAAAACUCAAAACUCUUCACUAAAAAAGAAUUUCCCACAGAAACUAUCAUAAACUGGUUAAUGAUUAAGUGUCAUGGAUUGCGAAGGAUCACUACAUUUAAAACCCCCGGAGGGAGGACAGCACUGAACUAACGAGAGAUUUUCUUCUUCUUUGUUUUACUGUUUGAAGUAUGUUGCACCACCAAUGUCUGUUCAGUACAUGUUUACAUAGGCAUUUAUUCUGUUUGUAUUUAAUAUAUUUACUUCUAUUAUUGUUUUUAUGUGAAGCAUAAGUUCAUAUGUUUAUUAUUAUUAUGGAUAUGAUAUUUGCCAACAAGACACAUAAGUUUCAUAGCAGCGUUAAUGGGUUGUGAGUCAAUAUUACAAUUUAGAAAGA